AUGAUAAAUCGUAAAUUAUACAUACAAGACGAAACAGUUGAUGUUACUUUAAAUUUAUUUAAAAAUGUAACAAAUUCAAAAGACGUUCUCGAAAUUUAUAAUAAAAAAAGUGUUGAUAUAUGUUCAUCCGAUCAGCAAAAUAAGUUCUUUCUUAUUUUGGAUAGUCAAUUGGUUUUUAAUGAAGGUCAUAUAUUACAUAGUAUUUAUAGGGGAUACCACAAUUUUAAGACAAAGAAAAAGAUAACCAAAAAUAUAAUAUUGGAAAUAUUUUUUCUGUUAUCAUCUCAUGAUAAUAUCAAUGAAUGUAUAAAUCAGUACAAGAUGAAUGAGAAAUCGACUUCCAUAAUUUAUGUAGGUGUGAAUAUGCCAAAUGAUCAGAUGGAAGAAGUUACUAAAAUAAUUCAAGGGGAAAGUACCAAUUUUGAUGAAAUAUCUUCUUUACAUUGUGAAAAAAAAAUAUUAGAAUAUUUCAAUACAGACAUAAAUAAUAUCGAUAGAUUUAUUUAUCAUAAUAUUGCAUCAAAGAAAAUUAAUCUUAACUAA
Messenger RNA from Plasmodium vinckei vinckei, 543 nucleotides. Its product is annotated as EKC/KEOPS complex subunit CGI121, putative. The record is from RefSeq and is a predicted model, not a curated record. The coding region runs from base 1 to 543 and encodes 180 amino acids. NCBI's taxonomy places the organism in Eukaryota, Apicomplexa, Aconoidasida, Haemosporida, Plasmodiidae. Gene Ontology annotation, biological process: tRNA threonylcarbamoyladenosine modification; telomere maintenance via recombination. The transcript has 4 exons. Gene Ontology annotation, cellular component: nucleus; EKC/KEOPS complex; cytosol.